AUGGCUAUCAUGAAAGAAGAGCAUUUCGAUAUUAAUGAACAAAAACCAAAGACAGAACCAUUUCUUUCCAUAGAUAUUCCAAAUUCAAAGAAACGUCCUCUAUCAGGUGACAAUGGUGAUAUGGUUGAACAUAAUAUAAAACGUUCAAAAUUACAUGAUAUAAUACAACAACUCCGUAAUGAGGAAGCAAAUUUAUUAAUGUUAAAACGUUUACGAGCAUGUCAAGUGACAACAACAAAGACAAAUGGAUUUUAUCCACAUAAUUCCGCAACAACGAAUAGUAAUACAGCUACGAGAAUACCUCCGACAUUAACAGUCGCAGCAAAUAAAAAUCCUCUCCCAUCACCAUCACCCACAGCAUUAAAUCAGUCUCGAUCGACAAUUUCAAACAAUACUAAUCAUCAAUCACAAGCAUUUCGUAAACAACAACCACCAACAACGUCGUCUUCAUCAGUGAUGAAUAAUAAACCACAAUCGAGUAGUCGACAACAACCAUCACUGUUAACGACUAAGCCACAAUUAGCGAAUAAUUAUCAACAACAACAACUGACUACGAAUAGUAACAAUAACACAAAUCACAUCCCCUCUUAUACAUUAGAACAACGUAUGACUGCAGCUAAGAUCGCUUUACGAAAACAAUUAGAACGACAAUUGUUAGAUAUCCCAUCACCAAAACCCAUGUUACAAGAUGUACAAUUUGUACCAAAUCCGUCUAGUUUUGAUUUUCAAAUGUUGCAAGGCUUAGAAGAUGUUUUACAAUGUCUAAGUGAAAUAAAUAUUGUCGAAAAAGAAAAUCUGAAACGUUUACCUCAACGAUUUACGGAUCGUGCAGAAAUAUUAGAUCCAUUCGUAUGUUCUAAUUGUAAAACUGAUUGGACAACACGAUGGUGGAAAAACGAUCAAGAAGUUACGGAAGGGGAAGAUGAGGAUGAUCUUAAAAAUGGAUGUUUGGUUGAAAUGAUCAUAUCGUUAAAAAUUCCAUUUUAUUUAGAUAUUCUGUGUGAUCGUUGUAAGAAACAAGUUAUUCGUCGUUCAUCAAAAACCGAACAUUCGGCAUUAUUAAAAAACGUGUUUGUUAGCGCUAUGGAGCAAGAGCGAGAUAUCGAAAAGAAUUUUAAUACAUUAAUUCGACAUCAACAACAGCAGCAACAGAGAACAGCUAGAAAUACAAAUAGUACGAAUAACAUGGCCACCAGAAAUCAAAUUCCAAGUUCUCCUUCAAAUCAUCGUCUUCCUUCUCGAAACCAAUCAGCAUUAAUCAGUAACACUAAUCAACGAGCUAAAAUUUCGCCACUAACGACCCCACAGUCACAGUUUGCAACCAAAUUAUCUCAACAAUCACAAGUUAAUAGGAAGCCGUCGUCUUUUCCUAAGCAGCCAAUUAACCAAACUUCUUUACAAUAUGUAAGACAACAACAGAUUCUUCAACCAUCUUCACAACAGCAGAGACAUUCUCAUUCUGCAAGACCCGUUCAAUCAUUGAAAAAUAAUCAACGGCAAGUACCACAAUCAGCUAAUCGUCAACCUAUUCCUCCAUCGCAGACUUCGCUUCUUCAACGACAACUGCUACUACAACAACAACAACAACAGCAAAUGCAAACAAUGAAAACAGCUGCACGACGAUCAUUUCCGGCAAAUAUAUAA
Messenger RNA from Didymodactylos carnosus, 1644 nucleotides. The record is from the annotation of a GenBank genome assembly. Lineage: Eukaryota; Metazoa; Rotifera; Eurotatoria; Philodinida; Philodinidae.